CAAAACUGGUGUGCCAGCUUUGAUAGUGCAGGUCGUAAACAUUGAGGUUAGCUCCCAUCAUCUGAUUUAACCACAUGAAACGUUUGAGAAAUGAAGCUAAAAAUGUCUCAAAUCUUUUGUCCCCUAGUGGAGAAAAAGCCAGUGGGAAGGGAUGUUGUGUUCUUGUUGGAUGGCUCUGAUGGUACUAGAAGUGGAUUCCCAGCUAUGCGAGACUUUGUCCAAAGAGUAGUAGAGACACUGAGCGUGGAUGACAACAAAGACCGCGUCUCAGUGGUUCAGUACAGCAGAGAUCCAGCUGUCCAGUUCUAUCUGAACACGUACACCACAAAGGGAGAGAUCCUCGACACUGUCAGAGGUUUGAGGCACAAAGGCGGAAGACCGCUCAAUACUGGAGCAGCUCUCCAGUACUUGAGGGACAAUGUCUUCACGGCCUCUGCAGGAAGCAGGCGCUUGGAAGGAGUUCCACAGGUCCUGAUAUUGCUAUGUGGUGGAAAGUCUUUUGACAGUGUUGAUGCACCAGCCUCUGCCCUCAAACAGCUGGGUGUGUUGAUCUUUGCAAUUGGAACCAGGAGCUCGGAUAGUAGAGAGCUGCAGAAUAUAUCCCACGAUCCCAGUACCGCUCUAUCUGUGUCUGAAUUCACUGAC
Messenger RNA from Lates calcarifer (barramundi perch), 645 nucleotides. Its product is annotated as collagen alpha-3(VI) chain-like. The annotation marks the transcript as partial. The transcript has a single exon. The record is from RefSeq and is a predicted model, not a curated record. NCBI's taxonomy places the organism in Eukaryota, Metazoa, Chordata, Actinopteri, Centropomidae.